AUGGCUGAUCAAGCGCCGACAACCACUGCGCAACCCGCCGAGGCGGCCCCCUCCACCCAAAAGCCCAUCCACAGUCUCGUCGUCGACACUGGGCCUCUCAUCAAGAACGAUCCUCCGGCUGAUACCCUCCGCUCGCGUGCCGAGGCACUCUACAUUCUCCCCUCUGUCAUCCCCGAGAUCCGCGACACGGCGACACGCGCACGAGUGGAAACGCAGCUUCUGCCCUUCCUCACACUACGGUCGCCUGCGCCCAAGAGUGUCAACCACAUUAUUGGCUUUGCGAGGCGUACUGGUGACUUGGAGGUGCUCAGCAGGACGGAUAUAGAGGUGCUCGCGCUCGCCUACGAGCUGGAGCUGGAGAAGAACGGAGGUGACUGGAGGCUACGGAACCUGCCCGGGCAAAAGACGUUGAACGGAAAGCCUCCUUCAAAACAGGAUCAGACGGAGGACAAUAAAGGCGCACAAGAAGAGGGCAAAGAUACCGAACAGACUGUCGCAGAAGAACCCAAGGAAAGCACAGAGGAACAGUCUGCGAGUGCGCCGGCUAAGGUGUCUCGAGAGGAGGCAGACGAGGCAGCACUCGACAACGGCAUCGCCAAGCUCGACAUUGACGCCAAGGGUUCCAACAAGGACGCCGUCACCGACGCCGAGACGGCCACGCUCGAGGCGCACAAUGUGCCACACGAGUCUGUCGAGGCCACAGAUCUGACAGACAAGCCCCUUGUAUCGGGCGAAAAGGCAGACGAGGUCCCCCUCGAAACGGAGGAGGGCUCAGAGCCCGAGGAUGACGACGACGGCGACUGGAUCACCCCGACCAACAUCAAGAAGCACAAGGCCAAGGACACCAACACCUCUGCAAAGGAGGGCCAGACCCCUGUCACGCUUCAAGCUGCCAUUCUCACAUCGGAUUUCGCCAUGCAGAAUGUCGCCCUCCGCAUGAACCUCAACCUCGUCUCUCCCUCGCUGGCGCGCAUCUCCCGUCUCAAGACGUGGAUCCUCCGCUGCCACGGCUGCUUCAAGACGACGCGGGACAUGGAGCGCCGCUUCUGUCCGACGUGCGGCCAGCCCACGCUCACACGCGUCGCGUGCACCGUCGACGACAGAACCGGCCAGGUGACCCUCCACCUCAAGAAGAACUUUCAGUGGAACAAUAGGGGCAACGUCUUCUCGGUCCCCAAGCCGGUGCACGGCACGGCCAACGGGCGGGCGCCGCGCACCAAGCAGAACGGAGGCGGCAAGAACCGCUGGGGCAACGAGCUCAUCCUCGCCGAGGACCAGAAGGAGUUCACCAGGGCGACGGACGAGCAGCGCAGGACGCGCAAGAAGGAUGUCAUGGAUGAGGAUAUGUUGCCGGGCAUCUUGACCGGGCACCGUUCGGGUGGUGCUGACAAGAUCCGCGUGGGGGCUGGGCGGAAUGUCAAUUCCCGCAAACGGUAG
Messenger RNA from Emericellopsis cladophorae, 1437 nucleotides. Its product is annotated as 20S-pre-rRNA D-site endonuclease-like protein. Lineage: Eukaryota; Fungi; Ascomycota; Sordariomycetes; Hypocreales; Bionectriaceae. Gene Ontology annotation, biological process: ribosomal small subunit biogenesis; maturation of SSU-rRNA. Bases 1 to 1437 code for a protein of 478 amino acids. Gene Ontology annotation, molecular function: RNA endonuclease activity. Gene Ontology annotation, cellular component: preribosome, small subunit precursor. The transcript has a single exon. The record is from RefSeq and is a predicted model, not a curated record.